Messenger RNA from Penicillium hordei, 1125 nucleotides. RefSeq lists its product as uncharacterized. The record is from RefSeq and is a predicted model, not a curated record. The coding region runs from base 1 to 1125 and encodes 374 amino acids. NCBI's taxonomy places the organism in Eukaryota, Fungi, Ascomycota, Eurotiomycetes, Eurotiales, Aspergillaceae. The transcript has a single exon.
AUGACCGGAAAUCCCACAAGCUCAAUGUCGGCGCAAAACUUGCAGGCUCUUCUUGCCCAGGCGAUGAGGCCUAGCAGGGACCCGUCUCUGCCAGCUCUCAACCCACGAGCUGUGGACGGGGCCACGACCUAUAACAACACCCCAUUCCAACUAGGCCUACACCACCCGUCUCAUAACCCGAUCCGGGAUACACGGCCACAAAUGGUACCUUACGCUAGUCAAUUGCAACCCGGAGCCACGUAUCCCUACCCCGAAGUCCCAAGCUUAGGUUAUGACCCAUUCCCACCGCCACCGUCGGGCCUGGAAGGGUAUACGGCCGCUCAGCUAGCUACACUCGAGAAUUCGUUCCGAGGACUGCAGUCUGCGAGUAAUCCAGUCGACUCAACUGGUCCAAUCCAUCCCGAGGAGCCUGUUCCGCCAACCCACGUCUAUAGCAAGGGGAUUUUAUCUGGGCACCACAAGUCUGGGAAAACCCAACCCUCGGCAAGCCUUCUAUCCAAGAAAAUUCGACCUCAAACAUCGAGCUCUCAUGUUCCUACUCGUGACUCAACCUCUGAUCUGGCGGAUAUGGACUGGGACUCAGAACCGAGAACCGAAUCCGAACUAGAACCUAAAUCAAGAUCAGAGAAGAGAGUAGCCUCUUGGGGUACCAACCAAAAGCGAUCUCGAUCUCAGACUCAUGACCCAACCCCGAACAAGAAAGUGAGAUCCGCCCCUGAUCCAACUCCGGCCGAGCCUGCCCGGGGGGAAUGGAAAGAGAUCCGCACUAGAUCGGUGAACAGACAUCCGGAUUUAAUGAGGCACCUUGGGCAAAGAAAAACCGAUCCUGUGUAUCAUUACUAUCAUGAAAUCAUGGAUACCUCUAGCAACGAGUCCCCAGGGCAUUGGGAUUGGAAAACGGAGAAGGACCUGCCUGCGAACCUUAAAGGGUUGGAGAAGGAACGCUUGACCUACGAACAAAUCAAGACAUUGGCUUUCUUUAAGCCCGGCAUCCGGAGAAAGUACGGAACAGCCUUCCGAUGGAGAGGUCAUAUCCGCUCUGAAUACGCCGCCUUCUCGAAGCCGUGGAGAAGGGGAGGUUCAAAUUGCCUGCACACCUCCUUCAUUCGUGUAACCCGUGUCUAG